AUGCAUCACUAUUAUCCCCCGAAAAAUUUCACGGAUCGGUGUUGGCAACCGGACCAAGGCAUCGGAAUUGUCCCUUGUUCAUCCGUAUGCUUCACAUUGGUCGAAAGGAUUGACGGUGAGGAUUACAUUUCCGAACAGCACGGAGUGAUACGUGGAUGUAUGGACCGGCUUCUUCUAUUUGGAUUGGAUGAUGACGUCAGAAACAUUCUAAAUGCUUACGAACAACAAAGGAUAUGCAGACAUACGGAUAGAAAGCUGUUAAGACUAUUCCCAUUAUCCGGACAGACUGAUGUGGUAACAUUUUGCUCGUGUCAAGGUGACUUCUGUAAUGAUCAUGAUAUGCUCCGUGAGCUCUCCUCAUCCAAUUCUCAACACUUCCAUGUCAUCGUACUCUUCAUUGCCACGUGGAUCUUCCUACUGUACUAA
Caenorhabditis briggsae is the source of this 426-nucleotide messenger RNA. It is a transcript of the gene Cbr-hot-4, whose product is annotated as Protein CBR-HOT-4. Gene Ontology annotation, biological process: olfactory behavior; response to odorant. Gene Ontology annotation, cellular component: axon; extrinsic component of plasma membrane; neuronal cell body. The coding region runs from base 1 to 426 and encodes 141 amino acids. The record is from RefSeq and is a predicted model, not a curated record. Lineage: Eukaryota; Metazoa; Nematoda; Chromadorea; Rhabditida; Rhabditidae. The transcript has 3 exons.